Molecule: messenger RNA, 471 nt
Organism: Plasmodium berghei ANKA
Lineage: Eukaryota; Apicomplexa; Aconoidasida; Haemosporida; Plasmodiidae
Product: 60S ribosomal protein L14, putative
Exons: 3
Coding region: 1-471 (156 amino acids)
Biological process (GO): translation; ribosomal large subunit biogenesis
Cellular component (GO): ribosome; cytosolic large ribosomal subunit
Molecular function (GO): RNA binding; structural constituent of ribosome
Source: RefSeq, a predicted model, not a curated record
AUGCCAAAAACAGCUUUAACAGAAGACGAAAAAUUAAAUUUAUCAAAAAAAAAAUUGUUAUUCAAUAGGUAUGUUGAACCAGGAAGAUUAUGCCUUAUAGAAUAUGGCCCCUAUGCUGGAAAGCUUUGCUUUAUUGUAGAUAUAAUCACAAUUACGAGAGUUAUUGUUGAUGGAGCUGGCAUAACAGGAGUUCCUAAAACAAUAAUGCCAAUAAAAAGACUUAAGUUGUUAAAGCAGAGAGUUAAAAUAAGUGCUAAUUCCAAAACUGGACUAUUAAGAAAAGAAGUUGAUAAAUCUAAGGUUUUAGAUGAAUUCAAUAAAUCCAAUUUAGGAAAAAAGAUUAUGAUAAAACAAAAAAGAGAUUUAGCUACUGAUUAUGAGAGAUUUCAGAUCUACUAUGCCAACAAAGAAUUAAAAAAAAAAAUGAAUUUUAUAAAAUCUCAAAAAAAAGGACAAAAAUCAAAAGCAUAA